This is a messenger RNA of Gopherus evgoodei (Goodes thornscrub tortoise), 2917 nucleotides long. Its product is annotated as zinc finger protein 436-like. The record is from RefSeq and is a predicted model, not a curated record. NCBI's taxonomy places the organism in Eukaryota, Metazoa, Chordata, Testudines, Testudinidae.
UUGUCCCCUCGGUUCUUGGAAGGGGAAAUGGGUUCACGCCAGCCCCACAAUGCCAUCUCUGCUCUACCCUGUCUCUGCAUCACCCCAAUAUGCCAGUGACACACACAAUGCCACAGACCCUCCCCUGCUGCAGAACACUUUGGGAACAGCACAGGAGCAGUAUCGCACAGUGUCAAAUCACCUGUUUGCUCAAGUAAACUACUUUGAGAUGGGGCGACUACAUCUGCAUGCAGUGUUAUACUCCUACAAAGCGCACAGGAUCUUUAUAGAGGAAGGGUUUCCAGUUUCCAAAUCUGAUGUGAUCUCCCAACUGAAACAAUGGGAAGAGCUGUUGGUCCCAGACCUCCAGUGUUCAGAGGAAAGAGAGAUCCUGAGAGUUCUCUGCACAGGUGAUGCAAUGGCAUGUGAGAAAGAGGAGCAGAAUUCUCAGCAGGAAAAUGUUGAGCAAGUGGAUAAGCACAGAGCAUUAUUGCAAAGAUUGGAAAGGAAUGUGUCCAGGAGUCAUGAGCAGAGAAAAUCCCGUGAGAUUCCAGGAAGACCAGAAAGAGAGCAGGGAAAGCAGCCAGGGGAGAAAGUGGGAAGAUUUAUUUCCUGUCAGGAAACUCAGAAGGACCUCAAGGAAACCACAACACAGCAGGAAAUCCUCAUGGGAAAGAGAAAAAAUACAUGCACUGAGUGUGGAAAAAACUUAUGUGAUUACUCCAGCCUUAUAAAGCAUCAGAGAAUCCACACGGGAGAGCCCUAUGAAUGCAUUGAGUGUGGGAAAACCUUCAAACGCAGCUCAGCCCUUUCUGAACAUCAGAGAAUCCACACUGGGGAGAGGCCUUAUGAAUGCAGUGUGUGUGGGAAAAGCUUCACGAGCAGCUCAGGCCUUUCUAAACAUCAGAGAAUCCACACAGGAGCGAGGCCGUAUGAAUGCAGUGAGUGUGGGAAAACCUUCAAUUGCAGUUCGCACCUUAUUAGGCAUGAGAGAAUCCACACAGGGGUGAGGCCCUAUGAAUGUAGUGAGUGUGGAAAAUGCUCCACUAACAUCUCAGACCUUUCUAAACAUCAGAGAAUCCACACAGGAGAGAGGCCCUAUGAAUGCAGUGAGUGUGGGAAAAGCUUCACUAGCAGCUCAGGCCUUUCUGAACAUCAGAGAAUCCACACAGGGAAGAGGCCCUAUGAAUGCCGUGAGUGUGGGAACACCUUCAAUCGCAGUUCGCACCUUAUUAGACACCAGAAAAUCCACACAGGGGAGAGGCCCUAUCAAUGCAAUGAGUGUGGGAACACCUUCAAUCGCAGUUCGCACCUUAUUAGGCAUCAGGGAAUCCACACAGGGGAGAGGCCCUAUGAAUGCAGUGAGUGUGGGAAAAGCUUCACUGACAGCUCAGGCCUUGCUGAACACCAGGGAAUCCACACAGGGAAGAGGCCCUAUGAAUGCAGUGAGUGUGGGAAAAUUUUCACUUACAGAUCAGGCCUUUUUCUCCAUCAGAAAAUCCACACAGGAGAGAGGCCCUAUGAAUGCAGUGAGUGUGGGAAAACCUUCAAUCGCAGUUCACACCUUAUUAGGCAUGAGAGAAUCCACAGAGGGGAGAGGCCUUAUGAAUGCAGUGAGUGUGAGAAAAGCUUCACCAGCAGCUCAGGCCUUUCUAAACAUCAGAGAAUCCACCGGGAGAGGCUCUAUGAAUGCAGUGUGGGAAAACCUUCUCUUGACGUUUAGCCCAUGUUAGACAUCAGAAAAUCUGCAAGGGAGAUGAACAUCAUAAAAACCUCUAGGGCUAUCCAUACUUUUUUUUCUUUAAUAAUUUUCCUGAUUCCCACAUAGUAACUUUUAAAGUUUUUUUUAACUGUUUGCUGCACUGUUAUCCCUCAGCUUGACCAGAUGAGUGGCCCAUUUUUGCCUUUUGCAGUUUGCCCUGUUUUGAGGUGGACUCAUUUGUCCUUUCUAUCAACUCCAGUAUCCCAUGAGUAAUUCGAGCGUACCCUUCGUUUCUGGAACUGGGGAGCAUCACAUUUGUACUGUUCCUCCUAUUGCAAAUUUAUUGUUAGUCACCAAUGAUACAGAUUGUAUCAUUGCCAGUUGUUCUCGCGUUGCUCUGGGUUGUGCUGAAGAGCAGAUAUAUUGAGAAUUUUUCAAAUUAUAUUUAAAUGAAGAGGAACAGGGGCAGGAAAAAGUGUCAUUUCAGCCUCUGUGGCACUGGAAGGCGAUGCGGAGACUCAGAGAUUCCCUCCUUCCCCAUCACUGCAGAACUGUUACCUUUUCUCUGAGCCAUGCAGAGGUUAUCUUCAUCACAUUCUAUCUCUUCACUUCUCAGAGUGUCAUGUGAGGAAGCGUUCUCAGUUAUCUGUGUUUGGAGAUAAUGCUUUCACUUCUUUAAUCUUAUAUCAGAGUCACUAUGACUGGAGAUGAAAGUGUCAAAGACCUGGAAGGGGAAUUCAGAUGGAUCCGAAACACAGUGUGAUCAUUUGGAGUUUAAAUCCCAGGUUCCAUCUAUUGGUAAAGCCACUUCUGGCAAGGUGCCUGGUUUUGUCCUCCAUUAUGGGUAUACUAGGAUACUAAACAUGUUGUAAAUAACAUAACUGAGUAUUGAGAGAAUGCUGAGUGAAGUAUGUUUGAAUGGAUCAGAGAAGAAUGUGAUGGGAGAAUCUCUUGUCCUGAUUCUGAAUAAUCAGAUAUAACCUGCUCUGGAAUUUCACUUCACACUUUCAUUUUCAUGUAUUGUGUCUCUCUGUGAUGUGGGUUUCUAUUUUUCCUGAAGGCUGUUUGGUUACCCAAUUUGAUAUUAGUUCAGUUUGAUAGGAUGUAGCUCAGAUUUACUGAAGAAUUUAAGACAAAUGGCUAUUUGCUAAAGUCAUCAUUUCUCACUUCAGCUUUGCUUUUUCCCCAUCCCUGCAUGAUGACAUGGAGAAAGUUUGAAGGGAGGGAUAGCUCAGU